Molecule: messenger RNA, 1146 nt
Organism: Miniopterus natalensis
Lineage: Eukaryota; Metazoa; Chordata; Mammalia; Chiroptera; Miniopteridae
Source: RefSeq, a predicted model, not a curated record
CACUCGCGUCGCGGGGCCGUGGUAAGGCCUCCAGAGGAUGUCAUUGCUGUGGUCAUGGAUCUCUUCUCUGAUGGCGACAUCUUCCAGGACAUUGUGGAUGCUGCCUCUAAACGCCAGGUCCCUGUGUACAUCAUCCUGGACGAGGCAGGCGUGAAGUGUUUCCUGGAGAUGUGUCAGGGCCUGGAGCUCACUGACUACCGUAUUCGGAAUAUCCGUGUCCGCUCUGUGACAGGUGUCGGCUUCUACAUGCCCAUGGGGAAGAUCAAGGGGACCCUGUCGUCAAAGUUCUUAAUGGUAGAUGGUGAAAAAGUAGCUACAGGAUCUUACAGGUUCACCUGGAGUUCCUCCUAUGUGGACAGGAACCUUCUCCUCCUCCUGACAGGGCAGAACGUGGAACCCUUUGAUGUGGAGUUCCGGGAACUGUAUGCCAUCUCUGAGGAGGUGAACUUAUACCAGCAGCUGGGCCUGGCAGGAGGCGCAGGCAGGUUUGGCCUUAACUAUUCCUCCACUGUGGCUCGAAAGCUUAUCAACCCCAAGUAUGCCCUGGUGUCCGGCAGCCACCAGCCGCCAGGGGAGAUGAUGCGCUGGGCUGCCCGGCGGCAACGGGAGGCUGGCAGCAGCCCAGAGGCGCAGGAGGAGAGCAGCAGAGGCGAGUCAGCCAAGCGCCUGGAGAACUUCCUGAAUGACCUGGUCACGCUGGAGCAGGUGCUGCCCCCCGUGGAGCCCAUACCCUCAAGAGAUCUGAGUCGGAAGGAUGUCAAGAUGGUCUCUCACCUGCACAUGGACCUAAAACCCCGAGAGGCUCUUGCCCAAAAUAGCAAGGGAGAAACUGCCAACGGGGAGGUUGCCCCGGCCAAGGAGGGCAAGCGCUUUAGCUGUAGGUUGUUCAGCCGCCGGGCCAAGAGGCCUGCAGCGCCCAACGGUAUGGCCAGCUCCCUGUCCACCGAGAACUUUGCUGAAGUGGAGUUUAGAAUGGGGAAGAGGCCCAACGACAGCUCCAGUGCUGACACCUCAGCCCUGCUACAGAGCCUGACAUACUCUGUGCUUCUUAAAGUGAGGACAGGCCUAAGAGUCUCGGUGAACUUGGGCCCAGCAGAAGAGAAGCUCCAGUGCUGUGCCACUAUUUGGCCAGGAAGCAUUUCUUGA